UGUAAUUUAAUUUUUCUGGGUUUGGGAAUAGUUGAAAAACAGUGAAGAAAGGCUGCAAGAGAAUCCAUCACCCAAACAUGGUAAAGCUUAGGAACUGACUAUCUACAAUAAGAUUCACCUUCCUUUUCUUUCCUCUCUCUCCCUCUCUCUCUCUCUCCCUCUUAUUACUUACACACAAACACCUCCCUAUCUGCCAACUCUCCCCACCCUGAAACACCUAUUUCUCCCAAUCUCCACCGCAACAACCACCGCAGCUCCACCUCCACCUGUUCAUUACAUUACAUCUUCUAAUCACAGAUCUCUUUUCAAAAUUCUGAUUGUUCCAUGUUUGGCUUUCAUAGUUUGCAUGGAAUGUUGGGAUAUAUAUAUGAUUUAAACAUCCUUGUAUUUCUGUGUCCAUCCACCGGUUAAAAGAAAUAUCAAACGCAGAAAGAGAGGGAGAAAGAUUUUUCUGUUGAUGGAGUACUGGAAAAGAAAAUCUUCUUUUAGUUUCAAAACCAAACAAGCCUUUCCAUUUUACUGUUUUUCUUUCUUCUUCUUCUUCUUUUCUUUUUGUGCAUUCUUCACUAUUAUCACUUCUACUAAUUGUUUAGGUAUUAAGUGUUCAUUCUCUGGUAAGGCUGGAGGCUUCCAUUUUCAGGAUUUUGAGGAGAAAAGAGAAAGAGAAAAUAUGGAUAUUUCUAUUAUUGCAGUGAGAAGAGUAUUAAGUGGGCCCGGAUCGUCGCCGCCGAGGUGCACCUCGAAGUGUGGGAAGUGCACACCCUGCAAACCGGUGCACGUGCCGGUGCCACCAGGAACUCCGGUAACGGCAGAGUAUUAUCCUGAAGCAUGGAGGUGCAAAUGUGGCAAUAAGUUGUACAUGCCAUGAUUGUCUAUUUGAAUUUUAGUUUGUUAAUUACAAAAAUGCUAAAUACAUAAAAUUGCUAUUGAAUUUUAGGUUUAUUCACGUGAUACUCUAAAGUUUCCAAGAGACCUACCGUGGUGAUAGUUUUAUACUUUGGCCGUGUUCCACAUCAAAUGCUAAAGUUAUUUUUUUA
Jatropha curcas is the source of this 1037-nucleotide messenger RNA. It is a transcript of the gene CHAL, whose product is annotated as allergen-like protein. NCBI's taxonomy places the organism in Eukaryota, Viridiplantae, Streptophyta, Magnoliopsida, Malpighiales, Euphorbiaceae. Gene Ontology annotation, biological process: stomatal complex development; guard cell differentiation. The record is from RefSeq and is a predicted model, not a curated record.